AUGGUGAAAAAUGGGAGCCACCCAGUUACGAGCAUGGGUGGACUCGUUUCGUCCUAUGUCGUUGGCCAUCUGACCUCAUACCCGGUCAAUUUGUCGAUUACGCCUGACAUUGUCAAGGACGCGAAUAAUAGGCUCAAAUCACUUGAGAAGAAGAACCAGCUCUGGGCGCAUGAUUUUCUUCUGAAAGUCGACGAGUUUGGCGUAGAAUUGGCAGCAGAAGCGGACAGAAUCUCCGAGAAAAUCCCGCUGAACCAGGUGAAAUCUGUAAAGCAGGGAUUUCCGCUGGAGAAAUACAAGGAGAUCCUUCUCAUCCUCGUCAAAGAGGGAUCCAAUUACGAGCUACAGUGUCUCUCCUGUGUUGAUUGUUAUGCCCGAGACGUCGCAGAAGAUAUCGAAAGUGCAAUUGCUGAUUCUAAGCAAAAAAAUUCCAACAACUACAUUCGACCAGGCACGCUCUCACGACAGCGUCAAAGGAGAGAGCUAGAAGGUGGCACUUUCGACAUUAUUCCACCGCCACCGGCUGUGCCUCCACCGGCACUCCCAGUUUCAGACUCAGUCAAGCAAAAGAUCGACCGAAUCAGGCAAACUGCAAUUUAUCAUCAUCCGGAGUUCGAGACAAAUGGGAAUGACUCCGCCGAUUAUAAUGCUCUUUUUCAGUACAGAGUUGACAGAAACGUCCUCAUUCUGAACCAUUGUCUUGAUGACAUUGAAGCCUUCGCUGGACAGCUUCAGAAAGCUGCUGAAGCUCACAAGCAGCUUUCAGUCAAGUCGAAAAAGUCGAAAAGCUCCUCCACGGGGUCCCUUUCUCGCUCGAUCUAUUCGCAGCGAGCUCGACCGCCACCUAAAGAGGCCUAUCUCGACAUUUUUGCGAAGCAAAAGUUUUGUUUCAACCUUCUCGGCGAGCUCCAAGGUCACAUUCAAAAUCCAUCUGCUGAAGAGCUCUGCCACUAUCUUUUCAAGCCGCUGAAAAUGAUUAUUGCUUCGUGCGGUGGGCCAACUCUUGCCCAGGGAGUUUUGACUCCUCUUCAUACUGAGAAGGCUUUGCGACUUUUGAGAGAGAAUAUGAACUCUUCAGAAGCGGAAUUGUUCUUUUCCCUCGGCGAAAAAUGGACGAGAAGCCAGGAAUCAUGGGCAAAUCAAAAUGAGAUCGAAGAAUAUCAUCCCGAAUUCAACUCUGGCUGGAUGGCUCCUCCAGUAAAGCCCCCGCCACAAGAAAUCCCCGAGAUCGCGCCCGAAAUGACCCAAACAGAAAUCAUCCUCUUCAACUGCCGCGUUACACGAGAUUUUCAAGGGCGCAAUGAGAUGGAAUUGUCUGUCCUUAUCGACGAUGUCGUUCAUAUUCUCGACGACAAUCGACUCUGGUGGUACUGUAGGAUGGAAAAUGGACAGAAGGGUUAUCUUCCUUCCAAGAUCUUGAGUCGAAUUAAUCAUCGGAAACCGAGCACUGUCACUUCCGAGCCUUCCGAUAUCGCCCCAGAGUCGCCCAACUUCACUGGGUCGGGAUUCUUGAUCCCUGGCUUCGCUGCAUCGUCCAGUUACGCUCCAUCGUACGCACCACCGUCAGAAAGCGUGAAUUCUCCAACUCCACCUCCGAUGACCGCUGCCCCAACUCCUCCCCCGCCCCCAGCACCAGCUCCAGUUCCAGUAGCAUCCACCCCAAGAGCGACUCCAGUUCAAAAAACAGUCACAGCCGCGGCGAUUUUGGCGAGAAAAGAGCAGCUUUCGAAGCCCGCUACGCCCCCUCCCAAGAAAGAGGAAGAACGGCUCGUCGUUGACGACGAAUUCAAAGACGAGCUCGACAAUAGAGUCAAAAAUUCCAACGUCAAUCGCCAAUUCAAACUUCCUUCCAGGACAAAAUCGAUUCCCAGCGCGACAAUUACGAAGAAAUCCGCACCCAGAGAGGUCAAACGAUGGCUCCAGUCUUGCUCCUUUUCACAUAUCACUGUCGAAUCGCUAGGAGAUUUGAAUGGAUCUCAAAUCUUUAGCUUGACGAAAGAUGAGCUCAGACAGAUCUGCGACCAUGAAGGUAAUGUUGUCUACAGCAAGCUCAAAAUCCAAGAGAACCUGAACCAGCAAAAAGGCACCUUUUCGACGAAAGAACUGCAGGCAAUCCUCUCCAAGCGUCGCCAAAUGACGCACGAUUCAGAAAAUCAACUUAGCCGAUCACCACCGGUGCGGCUUCUUCUCAGUUUUAAAAACGCUCCCUUUCUCGACUGA
Messenger RNA from Oikopleura dioica, 2217 nucleotides. NCBI's taxonomy places the organism in Eukaryota, Metazoa, Chordata, Appendicularia, Copelata, Oikopleuridae. The record is from the annotation of a GenBank genome assembly.